Molecule: messenger RNA, 5429 nt
Organism: Pantherophis guttatus
Lineage: Eukaryota; Metazoa; Chordata; Lepidosauria; Squamata; Colubridae
Gene: LIMS2
Product: LIM zinc finger domain containing 2
Biological process (GO): cell-cell adhesion; positive regulation of substrate adhesion-dependent cell spreading; cell-cell junction organization
Cellular component (GO): cytoplasm; focal adhesion; cell-cell junction
Source: RefSeq, a predicted model, not a curated record
UUCUGAAUUCGUAACAUGAAUGGGAUGGAUUGAAGAGAGAAGGAAAGCAGACAAGGAAUCUGUAUAGUUCUUUAGGAAAAAGUGGUGUAUGAGAAGAAUGGACGUCACUUCUUUUAACUAGCAAAUACAAGAACACAGUUUUUCUGGAAGAAACCCAUUUCCUGAACCUUGUGAGUUUCUACUUCAGAGUUGCUAUUCGGUUACCUUCAUGCAGUUUUCUUCCCAGCGGUAAGAACCAUGGCUGGUGUGAGACUUCGGGGACUAACAUCUUCCAAACUCUAUCAACGCCGACAAGAGCGCCUGAGUGGCAUAGUGUCACUAUUGAAUGAUGAGAAAGAGAGGGCAACUGGGAUAUUGGGUAAUAUGUCAGAUGCCCUUGCAAAUGCUGUAUGUGAACGCUGUCGAGCCCGUUUUGAUCCAACUGAACGUAUUGUAAACAGCAAUGGAGAACUGUAUCAUGAAAACUGCUUUGUCUGUGCUCAGUGCUUUCGCCAGUUUCCAGAUGGCCUCUUCUAUGAUUUUGAAGGGAGAAAAUAUUGUGAGCAUGAUUUCCAGAUGCUAUUUGCACCAUGCUGUGGGGAAUGUGGUGAAUUCAUCAUUGGCCGAGUCAUCAAAGCAAUGAACAAUAAUUGGCAUCCCGAAUGUUUUCGUUGUGAACUCUGUGAUGUAGUUCUUGCUGAUUUGGGUUUUGUGAAGAACGCUGGCAGACAUCUCUGUCGGCCUUGCCACAAUCGUGAGAAAGCCAAAGGCUUGGGCAAAUAUAUUUGCCAGAAAUGUCACUUGAUAAUUGAUGAGCAGCCUCUUAUGUUCAGGAACGACUCCUACCAUCCAGAUCAUUUCAGCUGCACCCACUGUGGGAAGGAAUUGACCGCUGAUGCCAGGGAGCUGAAAGGAGAGCUCUACUGCCUACCGUGCCAUGAUAAGAUGGGCAUUCCAAUCUGUGGGGCUUGUCGGCGGCCUAUUGAGGGUCGAGUGGUCAAUGCUCUAGGAAAACAAUGGCAUGUUGAGCACUUUGUUUGUGCCAAAUGUGAGAAGCCAUUCCUGGGACACCGGCAUUAUGAGAAAAAGGGUCUGGCUUACUGUGAGACUCAUUACAAUCAGCUCUUUGGAGACGUCUGCUACAACUGCAGCCAUGUGAUCGAGGGGGAUGUGGUAUCUGCUCUCAACAAAGCUUGGUGUGUAAACUGCUUCUCCUGUUCUACCUGCAACAUCAAGCUCACCUUGAAGAAUAAGUUUGUGGAAUUUGACAUGAAGCCAGUGUGCAAGAAAUGCUAUGAGAAAUUCCCUUUGGAGCUGAAGAAAAGGCUGAAGAAGUUGUCUGAGCUGACCUCCAAGAAAACACAACCCAAAGCUCUGGAUCUGAAUUCUGCUUAAACAGGUCUCUGCCUCCUUCACACUGCACUCUUCUUCCCGAGUGGCAAUCACCCAAGAAUGGUUAAAGGGCCCAAGACACACAGAACCUCACCAGUUGCAUUUUGUAAUCUGAAUGUUUUCUGCUCAGGUAUAUUGCGCAGAGUCUGGCCUUUGGGGAAAAAAUGCUGUGGAUAUACAUGAAGAUGCACUAUUUUCCUUUUGUUAUAAAUGUGUUUUGUGAUUUUUUUCAUCUUUCAGUAUUAAAAGCCAGAUUUAUACUAUAUGUCACAGUAUUCUAUAAAUUGUUAAAGUAAGUAAGUAAGGGGUAGAAGUGGGAAAUAGGUUACAUUCUACCCUUUGUGAACAUUAUCUUAAAAUGGCAAGGGACUAAUAAGUAGUGAUCUAACAAUUUCAGUUAAGCUAUUAUGACAAUAUGAUAAAGCUCCACUGGUUUUAUUAGAUGGCUGUCCAUAUCACUGUAAUGGUGAAGCUUGAUGUGUUUUCUUUAACCAACAAAACAUUUCAGCUGCUGAAACAGACACUAAUGCUUAAGCUAAACUUCCUACCUACUAUAUAUUUUCUCACACUGUAAACUAGAAACAGCAGAAAAUAAGACCUGAAUGGACCAAAACAAUUUAGCUAGAAACCUCAAAAAGCUACUUUUUGAGAUAUAAUGUCUCAGGCAAAUAUAGCUAGAACAGAUAAUUUGGUGGGGAGAGGUGAGGGAGGAGUCAGAAUUUUAAACUGUUUCUUCCUGCUUAAUAAUGGCAUCAGUGAUUAUUCUGUUAGCAACAAGAUUUUGUGAACAUCAUUUGGUGUAAUCCAUAUGCUACACUUUACAAUUUAUCUUCAUUUUAUUAUGAUUCUGCUAAUGCCAUUCCAAAUACCUAUACUGUAUGGUAUUAUAGCAAUACUUUGUCCCCUAAUACUUUGGGUUUUCCAUUUUGAACCUAACUAGUCUGUUCUUGUAACAUAGUACUUGUGUUCUUGUGAUCAGAACAUGAAAUGGAGCAGAAUGAUUAGUGCAGAGUAAGAUGCUUAUUUGACAAACAUUGGUUUCUCUUCAGUAAUUAUAGUAAAUAUGUAUAUUAUCUCCUACUUGGUUUAUUAUUAGCAACUGUGUUUGGCACAAAAGAGGUAAUUUUUUCUCUGAAAUCAUACUUUUCAGUGUAAUAGAAAAGGAAAAAAUGCACAAGGAAUAGCAUAAUUUUUUAUAAUUAAGAGCAGAAAUCAUAUUCUCAUUGAAUGAAUCAUCAAGACCAGGGGUGUCAAAAUGAAGUCCCGCAGGCCACAUCUGACCCAUGGGGUGCUUAAAUCUGGCCUCAAAGGGUCGGCCACGGCCUGUUUUCGGCUUCCAUGUCCUCCAGCAGCACUCUGCUGGCCAAAAACAGGCCGCACGGAACCUCCGCGCAGCCCCUUUCAGCCAGCAGAGUGCUGCAGGAGGACUGGAUUGGACUGGAUUACAAUUAUGUGGCCUCAAGUAAGUGCCUGAUCUCAAUAGAAAACAAGCAACGUUAUGUUAAUACUACAGUUUAAUGCCAGAUUUUACAUACUGUAGGUCCAUUUAAACUACAAUCAACGAUCUAUAAUUGGCAGCCAUUUCUAUUUACUAUCCUGGAAAUUAACCUCUACUGUUAGAUCUUGUAUUAUCAUGUUAUUUAUGCUAUUGUAUUUUUAUUAUUAGUUGAAUAAUAAAAAUACAAUAGUAUAAAUAGCUUUUGUGCCUGGAAAAGCAAUUUACUAUUAAACAAUGGGAUAUAAAUUUAGAAAUAAAAGGUUUAAUGAAGUAUGAAUGCAUCUUGAGCCUGUGUCAAACGCCCACCAUGGCAUGCCUGCCCCCGGCCACCACCCUCAGCCCUCUGAGGUCAAACACAACCCUGAUGCUGCCCUCAAUGAAAUUGAGUUUGACACCCCUUCCCAUGUGAUCUAGUAAGCUAUUUGAACUCAGGUGUCUGUGAAAUGCCAUAUCCAUUUAAGCAAAGUAAACAAAGCAUUAGGUUUAUGCUGAUUGUCAGUCUGUUAUAAUGUUGGAGCAACCCCUGCAACAUCUUAGAGAGGUAUAUAAGCAUUGUGCUCCAUUUUUGUUAGAGCAGCAAAACUGACUGAUUACAUUGCUAAAGAACAGUGCACAGGCAUAAGCCAGAAGUCAAAACACAGAACACCUUGGAACUUAUAUAGCGGUUUAGUUGAAUGUGAAAGGCAGCUAUAUAAAUUAUAUAAAUGGCAAAUCAAUUUAUUGUAGUGAUGUUUUCCUCUGAGGUCAUGUUAGAUAAACACUCUUAACCUCUUACUAAAAUACCCUUUAAUCACCAUAAAAUAGACCAGAAGACUGAAGUUGAAUGGGUUUUUUUCCCCCUUGGUGGUGCUAUCACAGCUUUCAGCUAUUCAUAUCACUAUCAUAAGCAGAAGCAAAUCAAAACACCCUGUUGCAUUAUCCUACCCUGAAGACAUGAAUUAUACCUAUAGAGCCUGAUUCUUACCAAUACUUACUCAGUAACAUACACACAGAUAUAAACAGGUAGGUGCCAUAAUGGGACAUGUUUCCAGCUCAUGUAAUACAAAUAGUUCUCAACUUACAAGCACAAUUGAGUCUGGAUUGUAACUCAUUGUAGUCUUUAAGCAAGGCACCUAUGUGACCACCUCCCUCAACAAUUGCAGUGCAAGCUCCUGUCGCAGUCGAUAAGCGACUGUGCAGGGCGGCCUCGGGGUGUGGAAGCCCUAUGCCCACCAGCACAUGGAAAUCUGCUGCUGGCUGGGAGAUGACAGCUGGCUAGGCCCACCACACUCCAGCCUGUACAAGGGCCCCAUUUUCAUAAUGAUUCAGAAGGACCCUUCUGCAAAUUGUGCAACUUAGAGAAGGGGUCUAAGUUGCGCAUAGUGAGAACAAUAGCGUUUGACAGCAUUUUCUCCUCUGGAGAGGAAAAUGCUAGUGAAGCUGGAAUUCUGGAAGGCUCUGAGACUCAGUAUUCUGAAACUUUCAGACCAUUAGCAAAGGUGACUUUCUGAAAGAUUCUGAGCCUGAACGCUUGCUAGUACAGUAUUUUUGCCAGAUUUGAGUUCCAUUCUUCCAGCACGUAGGAGGAAAUGUCCCUUUGUGCACUGGAAGACUGGGCCUCAAAUCCUCCAUUUGCAACCUUUCCUGCUGGCUUUCUCCAUUGACUUUCUGAGGAAGCCAGCAAAGAUCACAAAUGCCGAUGACAGGGCACUUGGCAGCUGGUUAUGAAAGUAAACAGGUUGCCAAGUGUGCAAAAUGCAGUCAUGUGACAAGGGUGAAAGUGGCACAAUGUUUUUUUACAAGUGCUUGUAAAGCGUUUUACAGGCCCUAGUACAUGUUCCAUUGCCAUUGUGACUGAAUGGUUGUUAAACAAAUGGUCAUAAGUGGAAGACUAUCUGCGAGAGCUUCUUCACUGAUCAUAAACAUAUAAACAUAACCAAUACAUGACAGAUUUUGCUGUUAAAUGCAAUCGAACAGGUUUAUAUUAUAUUAUUCAAUAUAUUGAAUGUAGAUGCACUAUACUUGCUUGCACUAUAUUGUUGAAAUAAAAUAUUUUUUCCAUAUUUUAUGUGCACUUCCUUCAUCUAAAUUUAUAAAUGAUUCUUGAAGUUAGCAAAUAACUCUAAUAGUGAAUACACAGUUAUUAACCACUGUAACGUACUAAUCCUGUGCAUUGCUAAAUAUUUUGCAAGAAAUAAUCUUCAGUUAUAAGAAACUGAAGGCAUUAAAAUAUUGUGACUAACAGCACAACUUUAUAUAUAUAUAAUAUAUAUUCAAAAGUAAGUCCCUUAAACAUAACCUCAACUAUUUAGACAACUCUUAACUUUAGCAUGGUAAACCACUUCAAUUUGUAAGAUUUGAUGGAGUGUUUUCAUUCAAUAUACUAAUUAUCUUUCAAUGUACAGAUAUAAAACGUUUUACAAAAUGUGCACCCAUUUUAUAAUAGUUUUACUCUGUAUUUUUCUCUAACAAAAAGGUAAUUCCUGCUGGGUUAAAAUAUUGUAAUUACUUUCUAUAGUUGGAAUGAUAAGCACAGCUAUGUAUCUUUUAAAGAUAACAUUAAAAACUGUUUUACAAGUCA